Molecule: messenger RNA, 669 nt
Organism: Coffea eugenioides
Lineage: Eukaryota; Viridiplantae; Streptophyta; Magnoliopsida; Gentianales; Rubiaceae
Product: F-box/kelch-repeat protein At3g23880-like
Exons: 2
Coding region: 1-669 (222 amino acids)
Source: RefSeq, a predicted model, not a curated record
AUGAACCCCACUAUCAGGGAGCUUGUGAAAUUUCGACAUAGUCCAUUGGUUAGGGAUGCUGCAGAAACCAUAACCACAUAUGGUUUUGGUUAUGAUAGUUCUAAUGAUGACUACAAAAUCUUUACGCUAUCUUACGAUUGGCGUGUUGUCGAAACAGAGAGUUAUCCUGCCUUUGUUGAUUCUUUUAGUUGGGGGAUUGGAAUGUGGAGGAGGAUUGUUGAUAAGGAGUGUGUUAUAAUUGCUUUGGAUACUAGCUGCAAGAAAUUUAAGCAACUGUCAUGGCCUGAUACUGAUCAUACUUCUCAUAAGUGUGGCCGCGAGCUUGUAGCUCUUGGUGGAUGUCUAGGAAUGGUUGUGGUACAAUCUAGUCACCGUAUGGAUGUUUGGAUGAUGAUGGAGUACGGUGUUGGAGAAUUUUGGACCAAAUUUAUUGUUACUACACCUGAAAAUGUAUAUGCAUGGGGAUCUAUACGACUGCUGGGGAGUGAUGAUGCCAUUUUGCAGAUGGGUGGUAAGAACCUUGUUGUGCAGAAUUUGAGAGAGAGAACUAUGAGGGAUAUGGAAAUUGCUGGCAUUCAAGACAAGUUUAGAAGAGGAGCAAUAGGCUUUUCCGAGAGCCUUGUGUUGCCUAUUUUCAGCAGUCAGAAAUGGAGAGCGAAAUUACCCUGA